Molecule: messenger RNA, 1435 nt
Organism: Cryptomeria japonica (Japanese cedar)
Lineage: Eukaryota; Viridiplantae; Streptophyta; Pinopsida; Cupressales; Cupressaceae
Product: cytochrome P450 716B1
Exons: 3
Coding region: 157-1428 (423 amino acids)
Biological process (GO): sterol metabolic process
Molecular function (GO): monooxygenase activity; iron ion binding; oxidoreductase activity, acting on paired donors, with incorporation or reduction of molecular oxygen
Source: RefSeq, a predicted model, not a curated record
UCAGUAGUAAUGGAUGUAGAGAUCAAUCUUGGUUUACUGUUAGGCGGAGCUCUACUAAUUCUUUUCAUUGUUGUUGGCAAGAGAAAACUAUCUUCACACAAGAUUUCUUCCAUUAAUCUCCCUCCAGGCAGCUUUGGGUGGCCACUGGUGUGAGAAAUGCCACAGCUUGUUAUGAGUGCCAAGGCCAAUAAAGUCCACAGCUUUUUCCAGCACAAGAUUGAGCAAUAUGGAGGAGACAUCUUCAAGACCUCUUUGUUUGGCUUUCCUACAGCAGUGUUUUACAGUGCUCAAGCGAAUCGAUUUCUCUUCAGCAAUGAAAACACUUUGGUCCACACCCACUGGCCUUACUCCGUUACCAACUUAGUAAGCCAUUCCUUGCCUGCCAAGACUGGGGAGAAGGCCAAGUGCAUGAGGAAGACUCUCACCAAGCUCUUAAAACCUCAGGCUUUGCAGAAAUUUGUAGGCAGAGUAGAUUGUGUAGUGAAGAGUCACAUGAAAAGCUUCUGGAUUUGUAAUGAACAAGUGAAAGCCUUUCCUCUCAUCAGGCGCUGCUUGUUUUCUGUGGCCUGUACCCUCUUCUUCAGUAUUGAUGAUCAGAUGCAACAGGAAGAGUUAUUUCCCCAUUUUGAGGACAUGUUAAAGGGAAUGCUCAUGCAGAUGCCUUUGAAUUUGCCGGGGACUAGAUUUCGAAAGGCCAUUACUGCCAGAAAUCAUCUCCGCCAAAUAAUACAAACUUUUAUCGAUGAGAGGAGGGGAAAUGACGAUCGGGAAGACUUGUUAUCAUGUCUUGUUGGGGAAGGAGAAGAGGAGAAAUUAACGGAUGAUGAGAUUAAGGAUAACAUGCUGAUACUUUUACUAGCAAGCCAAGAUACAGUGGCAAUAACUCUAACGUUUCUCCUCCGCUAUCUGGCCCUAAAUCCAGAGUGCUACCGCCAGGUCCUCCAAGAACAAGCUCAGAUUUUAAGAGCGAUGGAAGGUAGGAAAGAGCUUCAAUGGGAGGACAUUCAAAAGAUGAAAUAUUCGUGGAGAGCAGCACAGGAGACUCUCAGACUUCAACCUCCAGCUCACGGUACAUGGCGCCAAUCCAUCACAGACUUUUACUAUGCUGGAUAUAUGAUACCUAAAGGAUGGAAGCUUAUUUGGACGGUACAUUCAACUCACAGGAAUCCCGAGCAUUUUGAGGAUCCAGAGAAAUUUGAUCCUUCGAGGUUUGAGGGGAAGGGCCCUGCUCCCUACACAUUUGUACCCUUUGGAGGGGGACCUCGCAUGUGCCCAGCAACUGAAUUUGCAGCCAUGGUAAUACUUGUGUUUAUUCACAACGCUGUGAAAUGUUUUGAUUGGGAUUUGGUUGAUGCCGAUGAGAACAUCACAGCUGAUCCUCUGCCUAUUCCUGCUCGUGGACUGCCCCUGAAUCUUCGUCUGCAUUAGCACUGAU